Messenger RNA from Coregonus sp. 'balchen', 2928 nucleotides. The record is from the annotation of a GenBank genome assembly. Lineage: Eukaryota; Metazoa; Chordata; Actinopteri; Salmoniformes; Salmonidae.
UUAAUCAGAUGCUUUGAUAAGACACCUACUGCGUUUGAGCAAUCAGCACUCUUACGCAGGAGGGGGACUCUUGGACUUUGGAGUGGAUUGCCUUGGUGGCAAGCUGAGCAGCAAGGGUCAGCCUGCAGUCACAUGCUAGCACAAACAUCCAAUGAUAGUCCAGUACUUCAGCCUACGCUGCCAAUGGGUCUGCGUCUGAGGUGGGCCGUAUCAUUCCCGAAGGACUAUAAGACAUUUGGGAGGCCCAAGGAAAGCUACCAUCCAAUCUAAACUGUCCUGCAACUCAGGUGAGUGGUCCCCUCUCUUUCUCUGCCAAGGAACUCUGUUAUGUUUGAUGUGGUAAAAUGUUUGGUUUUCUUGCAAUAUGUUGUUUAGUAGUGAGUCAGGUAUCUGUAAAAAUGGGCAUUCAAUUAUAGAGGGACAUUCCUUCCCAACCACAUUGUAAGCUGCUCAUUUAAAUAGUAUUGCUAUAAGCAGUAGUUUAGAGCGUGAUCUUUAGAGUGCUUGAUAGAUGUUUCAUUACUGUUUUUCCAAUAGGUAAACUGUUGAUAUGAAUCAAGAUGAUUCUUCUCAGUGAAUUAAGAAAGGCAAAUGAAGAUGGAAAUCAAACAGAGUCCAUGUCUAAUUCCAUUCUAAAUUUGCUGUGACAGGCAGAAGUUGCAAUUUCCUAGGGAGUCGGGGGUAUGGGCAUUUGGCGAACUACAUUACCAUUCAGACAAUUUAUUAUGAUUUGAAAUCUUCCUGAUUUGAAAUCUUCUUGAAUCAACUGAGUUAAAUUGAACUGAUCCCAAAACUGUCACUGAGUGCACUUAUUUGUUAUGCCAAGAGAAAAACCUUGAAACCACAAAAUUCUUCAGAGAUGGCCAUCCUACCAUCCGUCAGAGGUUGAAAAAGUACUCAGUUGUCAUACUUGAGUAAAAGUAAAGAUACCUUAAUAGAAAAUGACUCAAGUAAAAGCGAAAGUCAAUACAAAAUACUACUUGAGUAAAAGUAUAGAAGUAUCUGGUUUUAAAUGUACUUAAGUACAGUGGUGGAAAAAGUCAUAAUUAGUCAUACUUGAGUAAAAGUAAAAAGUAAAUGCUACAGGCCUACAUCAAGUUCCUUAUUUUAAGCAAACCAGACUGAACAAUUGUAUUGUUUUUUAAAUUACGGACAGCCAGGGGCACACUCCCACACUCAGACAUAAUUUACAAACGUAGUAUUUGUCUUUAGUGAGUCCACCAGAUCAGAGGCAGUAGUGAUGACAACGCAUUAUAUUGAUAGGUACAUGAAUUGGACCAUAUUGCUGUCCUGCCUGAGCAUUCAAAAUGUAACAAGUACUUUUGUGUGUCAGGAAAAAUGUAUGGGAUUAAAAAGUACAUAUUUUCUUUAGGAAUGAAAGUAAUUUUACACCACUGCCAUCCAGUGAUCGAACCACGCCUCCACAGACCUAUGGGGUCAAGCUAAUCCUACCAUUCUCUUCUCUCCUAAGGUGCCCUACUUAGCAGCCAUGAAGUUCUCUCUUGCCGCCCUUGUUGUCAUGUUUGCUUUGGCGCACGGUAAGAGAAAGUUCUUCAUAUUUGAAAGGUGCACUCUGUCGCUAGUUUCUCCCCUGUGGUAGCAUUCAGAAUUAAAUACACAAUUACGGCUUAAAUAACAUUUAUUUUUCACAUAGAUUUCAUUCUGUAUGUGCUUAUAUAACUGCAUUUCACAUAUGUGCACUAUAUAAUAUAAUAAUAGUGAGAUAUAUGCAAGAUAAGGAAAUGUUAUACUGCAGAGUUGGUGGAUUUAUUUAUAACUCAUGUAUUUUAAACGGCUGUAUGUGUAGAGGGUCUUGUCUGUGCUGUUGUAUGCUAUAUGGGCAUAAAUGGUUUGUGUACAUUGUGGGCCUCUGUUAAUGACAUUAUCCUCUGGCUACCCAUAGGAAGCCAAGCAGCACAGUCCCCCGAGUUUGAGAAGCUGGCACAGUACUUCCAGGAUCUGUCAGCUCAGCUGACCUCCACCACUCAGGAGCUGGUGCAGAAGAUCCAGGCAGAGUAAGUUACAUUUAAAAAAAAAAAACGUUUACAUUAUUUGAUAAACUUUUGAAGAACCAGCCCUUCCAACCCAGUCCUAAUUAUAAAAAAACACAACUCACCUCAUUCUAUUGGCUUAUAAUUUACAAUAAAGAAACAAUUAAGGGAGCAGCCAAAAACAAUGCAAAAGAAUGGAUGCAUGGUCAAAAAUAAUAUACAUUCCAAAAUUUGAUGAAAAAAGGCCAAUGACCAUCAAAAGCAUUAACAGGUAAUGUGUUUUGAUCCUAUUUUUCAACAAUAUUUUUGGCUCUACCUUUGUUUAUAUUGUGUUCAGACCACUAAUCACCCGCUCCCUUCCUAACAGGACCUUCUUAGAGGAUGGGAAGGCCCAGCUGCAGCAGAUCCAGGCCAAGCUGGCACCCCUGGCUGAUAACAUGCAGGCCCAGCUGAAGCCCCUGGCUGAGAACAUGCAGGCUCAGCUCAAGCCUCUGGUUGACAACGUCCAGGCUCAGAUAGAAGACCUCUUCCGCAAGGUGAUGGACCAGACAAAGGCCCUCGGCCAGUAAAGCAGCUCUUUUUCAACAACCUGACCAUCUUGGACCGAAUCAACAGCUCCAUAGCAGCCAAAACCAGUCCACCAAGAGUUGGAACCAGACAAACCUUCUGUUUAAGUCGUCUGCAUUUGUGCCAAGACCAAUGUUGUUGACAUGCAAAGACAGACAGUAGUAAUCCAGAACAUCAUUAAAACUUGUAAACUGGUCCUGUGGUCUCUAUUGUAAUUUGUCAUCAAUUACUUUCCAAUCAUACAUCCCUUAACAUAUUUGUUUUGUGUCUGAUUAUUGAAAUCUGCUUAAUUUCUCAAUUUAGGAGUUAUAGUUUCAAUAAUAACCCAUUUCACUACAUCACAGGUUAUACACUACCAAUCAAUACACUC